AUGGUAUGGGGUGCAAUCUCAUACUAUGGUGUUUCAGAUUUAGUUUUCAUUGAAGACAAAAUGACUGGUGGAGAAUACAAAACAAUUUUAGCAAGACAUUUGUUUAAAUUUGCAAGAAAACAUCAGAUAGAUGGUUUUAUUUUUAUGUAUGAUAAUGAUCCUAAACACACAUUCAGUAUUGUUGUAAAUUAUCUUGAUGAAAUGAAAGUAAAUUUGUUAGAAUAG
This is a messenger RNA of Hepatospora eriocheir, 225 nucleotides long. The record is from the annotation of a GenBank genome assembly. NCBI's taxonomy places the organism in Eukaryota, Fungi, Microsporidia, Hepatosporidae.